AUGAAUAAUCUAGAAAGCAAUGGAAACAUCAACAAAAUGGAUUCAGGACAAUUGAACGUUAUUGAUAUAGAUCAAAAUAUUUUCCUUAACAAAAACUCUUUCCCUGUAAACGAAUUCUACAGCCAAAAUGAUAAUAAGACGGGCACAAAUGGAAACAUAAAAGAUGUAAGUACAUAUAAAGAAAUGUACGAAGAAAGUAUUAACAACCCAGAGCUAUUUUGGGGAAGCAUAGCCAAAAAUAGUGUAAGGUGGUUUAAAUUAUUCACCAAAGUAUAUAGUGGGAAUUUUAAAAAAGGGAACACUAGCUGGUUCGUUAAUGGCAAAAUUAAUGCAUGUGAUAAUUGUGUAGAUAGAUGGGCCGAAAAACAUCCAAUGAAGACUGCAAUAAUAUGGGAAAAAGAUACACCAAAUGAUUUUAAAAAAAUAACUUAUCAAAAAUUGCUAGAAAAGACAUGUAAAAUUGCCAAUUUAUUAAAAAUGCAUGGAGUAAAAAAGCAAGAUGUGGUUACCAUUUAUUUACCAAUGAUUCCAGAAAUUGUGUAUAGCAUGCUAGCAUGUGCUAGAAUAGGUGCAAUUCACAAUGUGGUCUUUGCGGGAUAUUCUGCAGGGAGUUUGUGUGAUCGCAUAUUGGACUCCAAAUCUAGUAUAUUAAUUACGAGCGAUUUUGGCAUGAGGGGAGGGAAAUUAACCAAACUCAAGCAAAUUGCAGAUGCAGCUAUGGAUAUGUGUGGCGACGCCAUCAAAGUUUGCAUCGUCUUUAAAAACAAAACGAAGAUAGGUGACACCAAUAGAGCAUACCUGGAUAGCACAUCGCAAUGUAAGUUACAGGACUCAACCUCCGUCAAUUUGAAAGGUGCUGAAAACUUUUUGGCACAGGAUGCUACUCGCUUGAUAAAUAGCAAUCAAAAUGAAAUGAACCAAAAUGAAUACGAACAAAUGAACCACAACAGAUGUGACAGUGUAAUGCAUAACUCCAAUUGUGAUACUAGUGGAGUUACGGGCAGUGCCUCCGUUUAUGCGUGUCCGCUGAGGGAGGGCCAUUGCGCCAAUCACGAUGAUCAAGGCAAUCACGAUAAUCACAAUAAUUACGAUGCUCGGGAUAGUUGUGAUAAUCAUGAUAAUUUUCCCCAUGGUGGCCACUCCCUCUGUAAUGGGAUGCAAACCAACAAUCAAUGCAACGUCCUCCACGAGGACAAUACCAACAGAAAUGAUACUAAAGCGAAAGGGAUACACACCCUCCACAAAAAAAUCUGCAAAAAUAGCAGUCUAACGAAGAAGAACCCCACUUCAGAUAAAACAGAACAUAAUAAGGAAAUUGCCAAUGGAGAGAACAAAUGCAGUCGAGAGGAAGAGGCAACCAAGAACAUGGCAGACAGGAACAGUCACCCAUUCGGGAAAGAGUCAUGUGAUUAUAUGAACUCAGUGACCUGUAAAUCGAUGAUGGAAGCAACAAAGGAGAGCAUAACAUUUGAAGGGAAAGGAUACCCAAGUAAUGAUUGCAGGAAGAGCAAUUUUGACGAGAAUAUAUGCACGUUAAAAGAAGGUCGAGAUGUGGAUGGUUCCGCGUUAAUGAAAAACAUGAGAGCUUACUGUCCAAUAGAAUAUGUCGACAGUGAAGAUUUCCUAUGUUUAUUGUACACCUCCGGCUCGACUGGAAAACCUAAAGGUGUAGCGCAUACAACCGCAGGGUAUUUGCUAUAUGCGUAUACAACCUGUAAGUAUAUAUUUGAUGUAAAUCCAGAUGAUAUCUUUGGAUGCGUUGCAGACAUUGGGUGGGUAACUGGCCAUACGUAUGUUUUAUAUGGUCCCUUACUGAACGGAAUAACAACCACCUUGUUUUCUUCCAUUCCCACUUACCCAGAUUGUGGUAGAUAUUGGAGUUUAAUAGAAACGCAUAAAAUCACACAAUUCUACACAGCACCUACAGCACUUAGAGCCUUAAUGAAACAUGGAAAUUCAUAUAUUGAUAAAUAUGAUUUGUCGUCAUGUCGAAUUUUAGGGAGUGUAGGUGAACCAAUAAAUCCAGAGACAUGGAGAUGGUAUUACAAUAUUGUCGGGAAAAAAAAAUGUGCAAUUGUGGAUACCUACUGGCAAACAGAAACGGGAGGAAUUGUCAUUGCACCCAUACCAAAUUUAUUUAAAAUGAAGCCUGGGUGUGCUACUCUUCCAUUUUUUGGUGUCGAAUUAGAAAUCUUAGAUUCUAAAACAUUAGAACCUUUGAAGGGUCCUAAUGUUUGUGGCUUGUUAUGUAUCAAGAGUCCAUGGCCAGGCAUGCUCAGGACAGUGUAUGGAAAUCACAGCAGGUUAGUAAAAACAUAUUUUUCUUCUUGCCCCAAUUAUUAUUUUACUGGAGAUGGUGCAUAUAGAGAUGAAGAUGGAUACUACUGGAUAUCUGGGAGAAUUGAUGAUACUUUAAAUGUCUCUGGUCAUCGUUUAGGAGCUGCCGAAAUUGAGCAUGCCUUGGUCCAACAUUCUUGCAUCGCGGAGGCGGCUGUUGUUUCCUUCCGUCAUGUUGUCAAGGGGGAAGGUAUUUUAUGCUUCGUUGUUAAAAAGGUGUGUGUCUCUAAAAAAUGGGGAGAAGUGGAGGGAGCAGAAACGAGAGGAACACUUGAUCAAUGCGUUGAUCGGAAUGGAAACACAGAAAGUGUGAAUGCCCAUUUAACAUCGACUUCCAAUUUGGAGAAAAUGGACACCAUGCAUGUGAAUUACCCAGAUGAAAAAAUUAUAGAAGAAUUAAAAUUGUACGUUAGACGAGCCAUAGGUCCUAUCGCCACCCCGGAUCUUAUUUGUAUAGUUCCUGAUUUGCCUAAAACCAGAAGUGGAAAAAUUAUUAGGAGAAUACUAAGAUGUAUAGCAAACGGGAUAAACGAUUUUGGAGACAUGACCACCGUUGCGAAUUAUGAAGUUAUUGACAUUAUUGUAAACAAGUUUAAGGAUUCCAAGUCCAAGUUCCAGUCAAAGAUGUAA
Plasmodium knowlesi strain H is the source of this 2967-nucleotide messenger RNA. RefSeq names its product acetyl-CoA synthetase, putative. Lineage: Eukaryota; Apicomplexa; Aconoidasida; Haemosporida; Plasmodiidae. Gene Ontology annotation, biological process: acetyl-CoA biosynthetic process. The coding region runs from base 1 to 2967 and encodes 988 amino acids. Gene Ontology annotation, molecular function: acetyl-CoA synthetase activity. The record is from RefSeq and is a predicted model, not a curated record. The transcript has a single exon.